Messenger RNA from Carya illinoinensis, 1978 nucleotides. Its product is annotated as ankyrin repeat-containing protein ITN1-like. Lineage: Eukaryota; Viridiplantae; Streptophyta; Magnoliopsida; Fagales; Juglandaceae. Bases 98 to 1921 code for a protein of 607 amino acids. Gene Ontology annotation, molecular function: protein binding. The transcript is spliced from 7 exons. The record is from RefSeq and is a predicted model, not a curated record.
CCGUACACAGUUAUAUAGGUUCGUCUACGUACCGGCUGUGCCUUGGGACAUACAAGCAGCAGAUUAGGAACAGCUAGCUAGAUCUCCUUCCAUCCUUAUGGAUGAGGGAGAAAGCUUGUCAAACAACCCAGGUCGGACUGCAGGUGAUUAUCAUAUGAUUCAGAUGGAUGUGGGAGAAAGCAUGUCAAACAACCCAGGAAUGAUCAACGAGUAUGCGGCCCUAGUCAAUGCUGUGCGAGGUGGUAAUUGGAAUGCUACGAGAGACUUCCUUAUACUCCACCCCGAUGCUUUGACAGCAAUUAUCACCGCACCUUUUGACAAGACGAUUCUUCACGUUGCUAUUGCUGCUCAGCAGGAACGUAUAGUGCAGGAGUUGGUGAAUAUGAUGCUGGAACCUGACUUGGAAAGAACGGAUAACAACGGUAUUACAGCUCUUCAUGAGACAACAUUUCGAGGUAAUUACAAGAUGGCAGAAUGCCUGAUUAGAAAGAACCGGCGCUUGGUCCACAUCAGAUCACCUGGUUUUACAGAACUUCCAGUUGUCAUGGCUAUGAUGUUUGGGCAUAAAGAAUUGGCUCGCUAUCUCUAUGAACUGACUCUGUUGCAAGAUCUAGAGGCAGAACAAGGUGACCAGGGUUCUGAACUUCUUACCUACGCUAUCUAUGCCAGAGAAUUAGAUAUCGCUUUGGACCUAAUGGACCGUUGUCCUCGUUUGGCUUUUGCCUUGAAGAGACGAGGAAUUGUCACCCCUUUGGGUGCAUUGGCUGUUGUGACCAACGCAUUGAUCCCGAGUGCCACAUCUCUACAAGGAUGGAUCUACCGUCAUUUGACAGCUCCAAUGCAUCAGCACCAACUAGGUUCAAGCCUCUUAAACCUCUUGGGAUUCCAGCGUACUCUACAUGAAACGAUGUUGGCUCAUGUCCAGUUCCAAAAACUUCUGUAUCGUAUCUGCGAAACAGUAGCGACUUCAAAGAUAACUCCAGAAAUAAUAAAUUCCAGUGUUGCGCCAGCCAUCUUCGGUGCUAUCAGCAAAGGGAACUUUGAGUUUGUUUUCCAAAUAGUCAAGGCAAAUCCAGAUUUGUUGUGGAUCCAGAAUGAAUUUGGAAUGGGCAUAUUCCAGUUUGCUGUCCAAUGUCGUCAAGCUGAAAUUUUUAGCCUUAUAUACCAGUUAAAGGAGAAUAAUGCUCUAAUACGCUUUAUAGAUGCCGCCGGCAAUAACAUAUUACAUGUGGCAGGGAUGCUAACAGAAUUCACUCCUAUUAAUCACAUCACAGGUUCAGUUUUGCAAAUGCAAAGAGAAGUGCAAUGGUUUAAGGAGGUGGAAAGCAUUUGCCCUCCCAUGUGUCAAGAACUUUUAAACAAUGAUUGUUUGACUGCCAAAGAAUUGUUUACGAGGACCCACCAAGAUUUGAGGGAAAAAGGAGAGAAAUGGAUGAAGAACACAAUAACUUCUGGUUCAGUGGUGGGUACUCUCAUUGUUACUAUUAUGUUUGCAGCCGCAUUUACUAUUCCGGGUGGUACCAAUCAAGAGACAGGCUCAACAAUUCUCGUACAUGACAAAUUGUUUAAGAUCUUUAUGAUAGCUGAUUCUAUAUCGCUAUUUUCUUCCUCGACUGCAGUAUUAAUAUUUUUGGGAAUCUUCACCUCACGUUAUGCAGAAGAAGACUUUCUUAUAUUAUUGCCCAAAAAGAUGGUAAUAGGCUUUUCUACUCUUUUCUUCUCUAUCAUAAGUAUGAUGAUAGCCUUUUCUGCUGCCCUUUUAAUUACGUUACGUGAAGAAUCAUUGAUUGUCAUUCCUAUCAUUGGUUUGGCUAGUGUUCCCGUUUUAUUUGUAUUGAUGCCAUUUCGCCUUCUAGUUGACAUAUUUCGUUCAACUUAUGGAAGGGGCAUCUUUAAUAGGAAAAUGAAACCUUGGUUUUGACUUUUUUCCUUGUUACAAUGUUCCAUUAAUGUGUGGCAUAUUGACUACAUUGCUGAG